GUGUGAGGAAGUUGUCAUCGGAUUUUUAAGGUAAUAAACAGCGCGCAAGACAAUAUUAAUAGAAAUCAGAUGUACAUUUUGGAUAUUUAUUUUUAACUUAGAAAAUUACCACGUUUGAGUCUCUCUGGCUGUAUGAGUGGUUGAUCCAGCAGUGUAAACAGAUGAGCCGACCGACACCAGUACAGGGGAAAUGGAUCCCUACCAUAAUGGAUGAUCAUGGAUGAAGCUGACCGUCUUUUAGAGCACAGCUGCACAGGUUUCACAAAAGACCUAGAGUUCAUUCUCAGUGUUGUGCCCGCAAAACAUCAGGCAGUGCUGUUCAGCACUACUCUCACGACACUGCAGCAUCUGCAGUGCAUCGCCAUGAACAGACCCUUCUUCUGGGAGCACAAACUACAGUAUGACAUCCACCUCAUCAGUGCCAUUGAGGAACACAUACGCAAGUCAACAACUGAAAGACUUCCUUUAUCUUUACUGAAGACAGCGCAGAACCACCCGAUGCUGGUAGAGUUGAAAAAUGGCGAGACAUACAAUGGCCAUCUGGUCAGUUGUGAUAACUGGAUGAACAUCAACUUGAGAGAAGUUAUUUGCACCUCACGGGAUGGAGAUAAGUUUUGGAGGAUGCCGGAAUGCUACAUCAGAGGAAGCACCAUUAAAUACUUGAGAAUCCCUGAUGAGAUCAUAGAUAUGGUGAAAGAGGAAGUCCUGUCUAAGGGGCGUGGCCGAGGUGGCAUGCAGCAAAACAAGCCACAGGGAAAGGGCAGAGGAGGCGGAGGACCUGGAAGAGGAGGUGGAGCUGGAAGAGGUGUUUUUGGAGGUCGUGGAAGAGGUAUGUCAGGAACUGGCCGUGGAGGGCAACAAGACAAAAAACCUGGAAAACAACAAGCUUGAAAAUCAACCAAAAGAGUGAGUUUAAUUUGAAAUGGACGUCCUGGAUCUCUGUGAAGAUUUUAAUUUUGACAAGCUGUAAAGACGCUCUUCUUCUCCAGACAGUUUUUAUUUUCUGUUAACUCUCAUUUUUGUGUGUUUUCACAUUUAAUUUUUUGUUCUGUGCUUUAAAAUACAGUUAUGUUGUAACUUGACUUUUGUAAAAUGCACUUGUGAAUAAACAAUUUUUGUUAAAUA
This is a messenger RNA of Xyrauchen texanus (razorback sucker), 1125 nucleotides long. Its product is annotated as U6 snRNA-associated Sm-like protein LSm4. The record is from RefSeq and is a predicted model, not a curated record. Gene Ontology annotation, molecular function: U6 snRNA binding. Bases 211 to 891 code for a protein of 226 amino acids. Gene Ontology annotation, biological process: nuclear-transcribed mRNA catabolic process; spliceosomal snRNP assembly; P-body assembly. Gene Ontology annotation, cellular component: P-body; U6 snRNP; spliceosomal tri-snRNP complex. Lineage: Eukaryota; Metazoa; Chordata; Actinopteri; Cypriniformes; Catostomidae. The transcript is spliced from 8 exons.